AGUAGUGGACGAAGUGUUUGCUGUCAGAGCAGGACAGGCUGAGGCUCCCGGGGCAGGUAGAGAGCGGAGUUGGGUGUGUCGUGGCCCCAAUAGUGCUGAUUAAUGCUCGUUCACACCUCGUAGCGUCAUGUCAGGACCCCACCAAUAUACAGAAUGAAAGGCCAUGUGGACGACACACAAGUAAAUAUGAAGCCGCUGUACAGGUGCAUUGAAUGCAAUGAGGAAUCCACAGAACUUUAUAGAGAUUACAAACACGGGGUGCUGAAGAUCACUAUCUGUAAAACCUGCCAGAAACCUGUGGACAAGUACAUUGAAUAUGAUCCUGUCAUCAUCCUGAUCAAUGCUAUGCUAUGCAAAGUCCAGGCCUAUAGGCACAUCCUGUUCAAUACAGCAAUAAAUAUUCAUGGCAAGCUGUGCAUAUUCUGUCUACUCUGCGAAGCUUACACCAGGUGGCGACAGCUGCCAGGAUCCAGCAACCACACGGACCCAGAAGACAUUAUCAGAUACGCCAAGGAAUGGGAUUUCUAUAAGCAGUUUGGGAUAGCUGCUCUGGAACAGGCAGCGUUCCUCAUAGGAAUCUUCAUUGUUUUGUUCCUGGUGAAGCGGAAGACUUUUAAGUCCUAUUCAGAGUUUGCUUUUCUCCUGAAAGCUCUUUUGCUGUCCAGUUAUGGGAAACUGCUGCUGAUUCCUGCCGUUAUUUGGGAACACGAUUACACCCCGCUGGGUCUGCGGCUUAUCACGCUUUUUGUUCUUACAUCAAAUACUCAAGCAAUCCGAGUGACUUUGAAUGUGAGUCGAGCCGUAUCACUGAUCGCUAUUGCUUGUGGACUGCUCUUGGAAAAUGCGCUGUCCUCUGUUCAAUGGGCUGUAUAGUAAACGUGCAUAUAGCGUGCAACAACUAAAUAGGAAUUUGAUUGACCUUCUGAGCAGGUUGUGUUUGGGGGGGAAAGCAAUACGAACUUUUUCAAAUACUAAAUAUUUAUUUUGUUAUUGUCUAAACCUUACCAAACUGAUACAAUGUUUCUAUGUUUUUACAGAUGUUAAUAAAUGAUACAUUUAUGUACUGUUUUUUUUUUCUUGUUAAAGUGCCAGUUUGCAAUUCAGAGCUGCACAUUUAACCACAGGCA
Hyla sarda is the source of this 1127-nucleotide messenger RNA. It is a transcript of the gene ARV1, whose product is annotated as ARV1 homolog, fatty acid homeostasis modulator. The transcript has 6 exons. NCBI's taxonomy places the organism in Eukaryota, Metazoa, Chordata, Amphibia, Anura, Hylidae. The coding region runs from base 154 to 873 and encodes 239 amino acids. The record is from RefSeq and is a predicted model, not a curated record. Gene Ontology annotation, cellular component: cortical endoplasmic reticulum; Golgi apparatus. Gene Ontology annotation, biological process: intracellular sterol transport; sterol metabolic process; sphingolipid metabolic process.